This is a messenger RNA of Ostreococcus lucimarinus CCE9901, 1347 nucleotides long. RefSeq lists its product with no specific name. NCBI's taxonomy places the organism in Eukaryota, Viridiplantae, Chlorophyta, Mamiellophyceae, Mamiellales, Bathycoccaceae. The record is from RefSeq and is a predicted model, not a curated record. The coding region runs from base 1 to 1347 and encodes 448 amino acids. The transcript has a single exon. Gene Ontology annotation, molecular function: flavin adenine dinucleotide binding; electron-transferring-flavoprotein dehydrogenase activity. Gene Ontology annotation, cellular component: cytoplasm.
AUGACGUCGGGAGAUGCGACGAAGAUUUUUUUCACCGCGCUCGCGGCGCUCGCGCUCGUCGCGGCGCGCGCGGCGGCGCGCGCGCUGACGACGCGCGAGGCGAAGAAACGCGUGGUGAUCAUCGGUGGUGGAUUCGCUGGGAUGCAAGCGGCGCUGGAUCUGCGGAAAACGUGCGAGGUGACGCUGAUUGAUAAGAAGCGGUAUUUCGAAUACGUCCCGGGGACGCCGGCGGCGCUCGCGGGCGCGGCGCCGUUGAGUCCGGCGUCGCGCGGAGACUCGGCGAAGAAACGCGAAAAGACGCUGACGGUGCCGUAUAGCAAGGCGCUCGGAAAGAGCGUGGCGUUCGAAUGCGCGGCGGGACGAGACGUGCGGGUGAUGAGCGCGUACGUGGACGUCGGCGGCGACCGCUUUGAAUACGACGAAUUGAUACUCGCCACCGGGAGUCAUUAUCCGGGCGUGUUGAAAGCGGAGUGCGACGGUGAGGCAGGAGAAGACAGAGAUGCGAGAAUGCGAGAGAUCGCCGAGGCGCGAGAGGACGUGACGAAGGGGAAAUCGGUCGUCGUCAUCGGAGGCGGCGUCGUCGGCGUCGAGGUCGCGGGCGAACUCGCGGCGAGAAACGCCAAGAUGAAAUCGGGUGCGCGCGUGAUUCUCGUGCACAGCGGCCCAAGGUUGCUCGAUACGUUGCCCAAGUUUGUCAGUGAGUAUGUGUCGAAAACGCUCGUGAGAUUUGGGGUGGAGGUGUACGUCGGGCAAACGUACGACCGCGUCGGCGACUCGUUCGUCGGGCGAAUGAACGAAAACGUCAUCGAGGGCGAUAGGGUCAUGAUGUGCGUCGGCGCCAAGCCCGCGACUGAGUUCUUGGAUCGGGAGAGCGUGAACUUCAGCGAAGAUGACGAUGACUCGCCGCUAAAUUUUCCGCUCGACAUGAUUGGGCGCGUUCGAGUGGACGAGGCGACGCGUCAAGUCAUCGGCUACGACAACGUCUACGCCGUCGGCGACUGCGCGUGUAAAUUACCGGACCAGAUGCUCGCUUCGUACGCGCACUGGGAGGCCGAAUACGUGUCAAAGCGAAUCAUGUGCGACGGCGACGCUCGCGCGCUCGGGAAACUCGGCAGAUAUCGUCUUCCGCCGCGGUUGAUGGCGAUUUCUCUGGGCCCGUUCGCGGGCGUCGUCGUCUGGGGCGACAGAAUUUUAUGCCGCGGAUGGUGCGCCGCCGUGUUCAAGGCGUUGAUCCAGUUUUGGUUCAUUCGCUUCCUUCCCGCGCCGUAUUCCAUCAUGAAGAGAUUCCCUCGCAUGCGCGUGAAACCGCCCGCGAGUGUGAUUUUGCGCAAACCGCUCGCGAAUUAA